Messenger RNA from Grammomys surdaster, 7061 nucleotides. It is a transcript of the gene Ahctf1, whose product is annotated as AT-hook containing transcription factor 1. The coding region runs from base 99 to 6809 and encodes 2236 amino acids. NCBI's taxonomy places the organism in Eukaryota, Metazoa, Chordata, Mammalia, Rodentia, Muridae. The transcript is spliced from 36 exons. The record is from RefSeq and is a predicted model, not a curated record.
CGCGCCGGGUCGUGUCUCCCGGGAGAUGCUGUGACGGACCGCACGGAAGCAGCAACGUCGCGGCCCUCGGCGGCUUGGCCCGCGGGCUCAGUGAAAGUAUGCAAGACUUGACAGCUCAAGUGACUAGUGAUCUCCUGCGGUUCCCAGAAGUGACUGUUGAAGCCCUCGGAGAAGAUGAGAUAACACUAGAGUCUGUGCUUCGUGGGAAGUUUGCUGCAGGGAAAAAUGGACUAGCAUGCUUAGCUUGUGGUCCACAACUUGAAGUUGUAAACUCCCUAACAGGAGAGCGGCUGUCUGCGUAUAGAUUCAGUGGAGUAAAUGAGCAGCAGCCUCCUGUGGUCCUUGCAGUGAAAGAAUUCUCUUGGCAUAAGAGAACUGGAUUGUUAAUAGGAUUGGAAGAAGCAGAUGGGAGUGUUCUUUGUCUUUAUGACCUUGGUAUAUCAAGAGUGGUCAAAGCAGUUGUUCUUCCUGGAAGGGUGACAGCUAUUGAGCCUAUAAUUAACCAUGGAGGAGCCAGUGCAAGUACCCAGCAUUUGCAUCCCAGUCUGCGAUGGCUUUUUGGCGUGGCUGCUGUGGUGACUGAUGUGGGACAGAUCCUUCUUAUUGACCUGUGUUUGGAUGACUUGUCAUGCAGUCAAAAUGAAAUAGAGGCAUCAGACCUUGAAGUUAUCACUGGCAUCCCAGCUGAAGUACCACAUAUCAGAGAGAACGUGAUGAGAGAGGGACGCCACCUGUGUUUCCAGUUAGUAAGCCCAUCGGGAGUAGCCAUUUCUACUCUCAGUUACAUCAGCAGGACAAAUCAGCUUGCUGUGGGUUUUUCUGAUGGCUACUUAGCACUUUGGAACAUGAAAAGCCUGAAAAGAGAAUACUAUACACAAUUAGAAGGUGGAAGGGUUCCUGUCUAUGCGGUUGUCUUUCAAGAGCCUGAGAAUGAUCCUCGUAACUGCUGUUACUUAUGGGCUGUUCAGUCCACACAAGAUAGUGAAGGGGAUGUUUUGAGUUUGCAUCUGCUUCAGCUGGCUUUUGGUGAUAGAAAAUGUUUGGCAUCAGGGCAAAUCUUAUAUGAGGGAUUAGAAUACUGUGAAGAAAGAUAUACGCUGGAUCUAGCAGGUGGCAUGUUCCCCUUAAGGGGACAGACUAGUAAUACCAAACUGUUGGGAUGCCAGAGUAUAGAGAGAUUUCCAUCUCAUGGUGACAGAGAAGAGAGUGUGAGAGAAGCUCUGUCCCCUGAUACUAGCGUUUCUGUCUUUACCUGGCAAGUGAAUAUAUAUGGACAGGGAAAGCCUUCUGUAUACUUAGGGCUUUUUGACAUAAAUCGUUGGUAUCAUGCACAAAUGCCCGAUUCCUUAAGAUCAGGAGAAUCUCUGCACAAUUGCUCUUAUUUUGCAUUGUGGUCAUUGGAUUCAGUUGUAAGUAGGACUUCUCCACAUCACAUCUUGGACAUACUAGUACACGAGAGAAGUUUAAGUCGAGGGGUUCCUCCUUCCUAUCCACCUCCAGAGCAGUUUUUUAACCCAAGUACUUUUAAUUUUGAUGCCACUUGUUUGUUAAACUCUGGGGUUAUCCAUGUAACUUGUACUGGAUUUCAGAAGGAGACUCUGACAUUUUUAAAGAAAUCAGGACCAACUCUUAAUGAAGUCAUUCCUGAUAGUUAUAAUCGAUGUCUUGUUGCUGGUCUCCUCUCACCAAGACUUAUUGAUAUUCAACCUUCCAGUUUAAGUCAAGAAGAACAGUUAGAAGCUAUAUUGUCAGCAGCAAUUCAGACAAGUUCCUUGGGGCUUUUGACUGGUUACAUCAGAACAUGGAUAAUUGAAGAACAACCAAAUUCUGCUGCUAAUCUACGGUUUGUUCUUGAAUGGACAUGGAAUAAGGUGGUUCUCACAAAAGAAGAAUUUGACCGGCUUUGUGUGUCUUUGUUUGAUGGGUCCUGUCGUUUCAUCGACCCACAGACCAUCCAGUCCAUCCAGCAGUGCCAUUUACUGCUUAGCAACCUUAAUACAGUCUUAAGCUGUUUUGCAAUGGAGGCCCAGGGUAUCACUGAGAGAGGACUGGUGGACUUGAGCAAUAAGCAUAUGGUUACCCAGCUUAUCUGUCAGUAUGCACAGAUGGUCUUAUGGUUCUGUCACUCUGGGCUUUUACCUGAAGGCUUAGAACUCCCAGAUGAUGCUCUGCAGCUGUCAAGACUACGCUACAACUACCCUGUAAUUGAGAACUACUACGCCAGUCGUCGGCAGAAGUGGGAGCGCUCGCCCAGAGGAAAGUGGAACCACGACUGUUUGAUGAUUGAUGGACUAGUCUCUCAACUAGGAGACGAAGUUGAGAAGUUGUGGAAACGGGAUGAAGGCGGCACAGGAAGAUAUCCUCCUGCUAGCAUCCAUGCAUUACUUGAUAUAUAUUUAUUAGACAACAUUACUGAAGCAAGCAAACAUGCUAUUACCAUUUAUUUGCUGCUUGAUAUUAUGUAUUCCUUUCCAAAUAAAACGGAUACCCCCAUUGAAUCUUUCCCAACUGCCUUUGCUAUUUCUUGGGGCCAAGUUAAGCUAGUUCAAGGAUUUUGGCUGCUAGAUCAUAACGACUACGAGAAUGGUCUAGACCUUCUGUUUCACCCAGUUACUGCAAAACCUGCAUCAUGGCAGCAUUCAAAGAUAAUUGAAGCCUUUAUGAGUCAGGGAGAGCACAAACAGGCUCUCCGGUAUCUUCAGACAAUGAAGCCAACAGUGUCCAGUAGCAAUGAUGUUAUCCUUCACCUUACUGUUCUUCUUUUUAACAGAUGCAUGGUUGAGGCCUGGAACUUACUGCGACAGAACUCAAACAGAGUAAAUGUAGAGGAAUUACUAAAGCAUGCUUAUGAAGUUUGUCAGGAGAUGGGCUUAAUGGAGGACUUACUGAAGCUACCGUUUUCAAACACUGAACAGGAAUGUUUAGUGAAAUUUUUACAGUCCAGUACCAGUGUUCAGAAUCAUGAAUUCCUUCUAGUUCACCAUUUACAGCGGGCCAAUUAUAUUUCUGCAUUGAAACUAAACCAGACUCUGAAGAAUAAUCUCACGAGUGAUCGUGACCCUCGAUUGCGGGAGAGAUCAGUGACUCGAAAUUCUAUAUUAGACCAGUAUGGGAAAAUCCUACCUAGAGUCCAGAGAAAAUUAGCUGUUGAGCGAGCUAAGCCUUACCAUCUGUCAACAUCAUCAGUCUUUCAAGAAGUUUCUAGACCCAAGCCAUUAUCGGCAUUUCCAAAGAAAGCUGUAACUGGAACAGUGCUAACAAGAUCUACGUUCAUCAGCAAUGUGCUAUCUAAAAUUGGAGAGGUGUGGGCAAGUCAUGAACCUAGAAAUGGCACCUCACUUUUUAACAGUCCUAAAGCAGAGCAGCCAUCCCCUGCAGUGCGCCCCUUCCCACAUCCAGAGCGUCCCGAGGCCUUUGUCGGAACACCAGUUUCAAACACAUCCCAGAGGAUUUCUAGAUUACUGGAUUUGGUUGUUCAUCCCGUCGCCCAGCCUUCUCAGUGUUUGGAGUUUAUUCAGCAAAGCCCCACGAGAUCUCCUCUGUGUCUGCUAUCCAGUUCAUUACCAUUAGGUUCACAGUUUAAAAGGCCACAUCAGAAUACCUCCAGGCCUUCAGAAUUACUUUUACUUGAAACUCCUCUUAUAGUUAAGAAAGCUAAAUCUCUGGCUCUCUCAGCUACAUCUUCUGGAUUUGCCGAGUUUACUCCUCCAUCCAUCCUUAGGUCUGGUCUUCGAACAACACCUUUAGCAUCUCCCUCUCUGUCACCUGGAAGGUCUCUCACUCCACCUUUCAGACUCAAAGAAACUAGAAUUUCAUUCAUGGAAGAAGGCAUGAACACACACUGGACUGAUAAAGCUACAGAUGACCAAAAUGCAAAAGCAUUUGUUAGUACAUCUUUCCAUAAAUGUGGACUCCCAGCAGAAACUGAAUGGAUAAAGACCAGUGAAAAAAAUACAUAUUUUCCUCUGGAUGUCUCUGCAAAGGGCCCUCAGAAAGUGGUUGCAGACUCACAGGACACCCAUUCACGAGGUCCAGAGAAACUGGAUGUGAGCAAAGAAGACAGCACGACUUCCACCAGGUCAGACCAGACCUCCUUAGAGUAUCAUGAUGCACCGUCACCAGAAGACUUUGAAGGGGGCCCUUUUGCGUCCCCCAAGCCAGCAAGUUCUUCCACUGAACUAACUACUAAUUCAACUCUACAAACAGAGAAAGAGAAUGAUAAAGAUUUGUUUGAGUCAGAAGGUCCUCCUUCAGCCAUAGAGAAACAAAUAGGCACAGGAGACGAUGCGGUGGAAGCAUUUUCAGACUUCAGUCUCCUCGACCCUGUUCAGAGAGCUGAAGCUUCUCUUGGUGUGUCGUCAGUCUGUGAGGGGGAAACCUCCACUUCAAAAUCCAAGACAUCAGUUCUGGAUGGAAUACUGUCUAUUGAGAGCCGAACCUCUAUACUUACAGCAGACCACAAUGAAUCUGUGGCCAUCACUGUUGAAGAAGUUGAGAGCUCUGGGUCCACCGCCUCCAAGUGCCCUGUUACCUCUGAAUGUAGCCUUGACCAAAAACUAACAUUAAACUUAAAAGAAGAUGAAAUAGAAACUGAUGUACCAAAAGAGAACAUUGGCUUGCCAGAAGAAAGACCUCAAACCUCUACUGGUCCUUCUGAUACUCAAGAAAUUCAUCUAAUUAGAUGUGAAAAACUUGAAGCUCAAAAUUCAGAAGAGGAGGCCAAGACUAUCUCAUUUAAUGAGUUGUACCCCUUAGGAGCACAGCAACUUCAGUGUAACUUUGAUGCUAUUGAGCAGCAGUUCUGUGACUUGCCUGAUGAUAAAGACUCUGCUGAAUGUGAUGUUGCUGAAGUAGACGGGGAACUUUUUGUGGCCCAGAGCAACUUUACCUUGAUUUUAGAAGGUGAAGAAGGAGAAGUUGAGGCAAGUGACUCUGCAGCACCUAAUGUGUUACCGAAAGUGACUAACAUAGCAACCAAGGAAAAACCUGUGUCCCUUGUGGAACCCCAUAAUCAAGAACAUGUUACAGAUUUGCCAUCUGCUGUGACUGAGGACCAAGAAUCCCACAAGGUAGAGACUUUACCAUACGUGCCUGAACCAGUUAAAGUGGCAAUUGCAGAAAAUUUGUUGGAUGUAAUUAAAGACACAAGAAGUAAAGAAGCAACUCGCGGGGCAGCAGAUGAGGCUGUUGAUGAGGACAUAGCAGUAAUAAGCCCACAGGCUGCACAUUCGCCCAGAUUGACAAACUCUACACUGAAGACUGUUAGGAAAACACGUGCAGAGACUUUAAAUAUCAGGCAGAGUGAUAACACGGUUUCUUCUAGAACUCUCACAAGAAGGCAGCAUGCCCUAAGCCUGAAUGUCACAUCAGAACAAGAGCCCUUAGCAAUUGCUACUCCUAAAAGGAAAACUAGAAAAAUAAAAGAACUUCCUGAGUUUUCUGAAAGUACUUGUUCUGACAUAAAAGUAACACCUGAGAACCAGCUGACAGCUCAGAGUCCUCCCCUUUCUAGGAGAGGAAAGAAGAAAAAAGACGUUAGCCAAGGUACACUGACCAGCUCUGCGCCUGUGGAGCAGGAGCCUCAGAGUACACCAGAGCCAGCAGCUCUUGAAGAAACACCUUCUAGAACAAAAGUCAAGCCUUCAUCUAUCAGAAAGGGGACUCCUAGAAGACUUAAGAAAUCUGUAGAAAAUGGACAAAGUGCAAAAAUUGUAUAUGAUAUCAAAGGUAGUAAAGCAGCAAAUCAUGAUGGGGCUGUCAAAGAGCUGAUGAGCAUUGCCGAUUUAGAAGAUACUCAAAAUAUGGAGUAUAAACAAGAUGAGGAACGCAGUGACCGGCAAUUGCCUCUAAAGCGAAAAAGGGUCAGAGAAGUUAGUGUGUCGGGUGUGACAGAAGAGCUCAAGCUUACCUCAUCCCAGUUGCCUCUUCAGACAGGACUUGAUGGACCUGCCACCCCUAGGAAAUGUGGUAGGCCCAGGAAGGCAGUUCCGUUAAAAGCUGAUGGGGCCACAACUGGUAAGGAUCAGACAAGUCCCCAGAAGAAAGAAGUUCCGGUUGUCCGGAGAUCUACACGGAACACCCCAGCUAGAAAUGUGAGUACUUUAGAAAAAUCCAUUUCAGUGCCAAAUAAGGAACCUCCUGUAGUGAUGACAUCAAAGAGAAAACCUACAAAGCAGUCUGCAGACGAGAGCUCAAAAGGUUCGUUACCAGCAGAUGAAAUAGCCCACCAAGAGUCCGCUGACCAAGAAGAAAGACUGCUAGCCACUGCUGCCCUCGCUAAGUCGUCCUGGAGCACAAGGACUAGGUCGAGAAGGACCGUGUUGUUGACAGACAUUUCUGAACCCAAAACUGAGCCUUUAUUUUCUCCUCCUUCAGUGAAGGUUCCAAAGAAAAAAACAAAAGCUGACAACAUGGAGGCUGCCGCCCAACUGAAAGAAUUGGUGUCAGAUUUAUCUUCUCAGUUUGUUGUUUCCCCUCCUGCCUUGAGAACCAGGCAGAAAAGUACAUCUAAUACUUCCAAGCUUCUAGGUGAACUGGAGAGUGACUCUAAACCAUUAGAAGUCAUAGAACAAAAACCAAAAAGAAGCAGGACUGCAAAGACAAAAGCGAGCAGAAACACGGGAAAAGGAAGUUCUUGGUCACCUCCUCCUGUAGAAAUUAAGCUGGUUUCUCCCUUGGCAAGUCCAGUGGAUGAAAUAAAGAUCAGCAAGCCAAGAAAAACUGCAGAAGUAGCAGGAAAAACUCCUGGGAGGGGCAGAAAGAAGCCAUCUUCUUUUCCAAAGCAAAUUUUACGCAGGAAAAUGCUGUAAUUUUUAGCCCAAGAUUUUAACAUGCACCUGUUUGUAAAAUCAUCAGUAUUUGUGUGGAUUAUUAAAAGUCACCCAAUUUGGAUGGAAAUACUUUAUAUAAAUUGUACAAUUUUGUAAGCAAGUAAAUAAGUAAAGUAACUCCAUAUGGAGUGCAGUUCUUCUAGUCCAGGCAUUUUAUAAUACUUCAUACGUUUAUAUAAUAUGUAAAUAUGGCUUACCAUUGGGAUGUUAAAUAAACUACUGUAAAGUACA